AUGCAUAAGCUCAUAGUGCUUCGCCAUGGAGAGAGCCAAUGGAACCACGAAAAUAAGUUCUGCGGAUGGAUCGAUAUUCCCUUGUCAGCGAAGGGAGAGAGAGAGGCCCAGCACGCUGGAGAGCUUCUAAAGAAAUAUAACAUCAAGCCCGAUGUCAUGUUCACCCUGAUGCUUCAGAGACUGAUCAAGACAGGGAACAUCAUUUUGGAGGUAAUUGGCCGUAUGUGGAUUCCGCAGCAUAAGCUGUGGAGACUCAACGAAAGACACUACGGUCUGUUCCAAGGACGAGACAAGACAGAGGUAUUUAAGGAAUUUGGCAAAGAAAAGUACCAAUUUUACAGACGAAACUACGACGGAGUACCUCCAGCAACGGGGAGUGUCAACAACGAUGACUCCAUUGACGAGAGGUACAAAUUCAGCGAUAUUCCCGUGGAGCAAUUGCCCCAGGGCGAGCUGCUUAGGAUGACAAUGAAGAGGGUGGUGCCAUACGUUGAGGACAUUGUGAAGCAUGAGAUAUUGGAGCAGGAAAGGGAGGUGCUCAUAGUGACCCACGGCUCCAUAGUGAGGAGUCUCAUCAAGCAUUUUUGCAAGGUCAGCGAUGAAGCUAUCAGCAAGAUCAAUGCGCCCACAGGAGUGCCAUUGGUUUUUGAGUUGGAUGAGAGGGGCCGCUUGGCCAAAGAAAUGUACUAUCUAGAUGAGGAGUUGGCCAAGAAGGGUAUAGAAAAGGUGGCCAUGGAGGGCCACGCAAAGCUUUGA
Molecule: messenger RNA, 756 nt
Organism: Candidozyma auris
Lineage: Eukaryota; Fungi; Ascomycota; Pichiomycetes; Serinales; Metschnikowiaceae
Gene: GPM2
Product: Gpm2p
Exons: 1
Coding region: 1-756 (251 amino acids)
Biological process (GO): glycolytic process
Molecular function (GO): intramolecular phosphotransferase activity
Source: RefSeq, a predicted model, not a curated record